CGCCCUGAUGCGGCGGUCCAUACUAAGCGGGCAUCUUCGCGGUGUCACAACCUCCGCGUGGUAUAAAUACUGCGGUCACCCGUUCCAGAGCAUAGUCCAGCUCUAUUGUCUGAACAAUCCAUCCAACCAAGAAAAAUGGCUUCUAAGUUCAUCGUAUUCUCCUGCCUGGUGGCGAUGGCCCGCGCGGGCGCGGUGGUGGCGGGAGCAGUGGCGGCGCCGCUAGUGGCCGCCCCCGCGCCCCUGGUCGCCGCCCCCGUCGCGGCCCGCCUCGAGGAGUUCGAGCACCCUCAGUACAGCUACGGCUACCAGGUGUCGGACCACAUCACCGGCGACUACAAGGAGCAGAGUGAGCAGAGGGACGGGGACUUUGUGUCGGGACGCUACUCGCUGGUGGAGCCUGAUGGCGCGAGCCGACGAGUCGUAGAAUACGCUUCCGACCCCGUCAAUGGAUUCCAGGCUGUUGUCCGCAACGAGCCCCUGGUAGUCGCCGCGCCUGCCGUGGUGGAGCCCGCCCGUAUCGCCGCCGCCCCGGUCGCGCCUGCCCGCCUCGCCGCCGCGCCCGUGGUCGCCCCCGCGCCCGCCCGCCUCACCGCCGCCUACCCCGCCCCGGCCGCCCGCUACUUCACCGCCGCCCCCGUGGCCUCGCCCUUCGCCCGCCUCACCGCUGCCUACCCGUACAGAUUCGCUCCCGCCGCGUCUGUGGUCGCUGUCUGAGCUAAGGAAUGCGAUAACGACGGACUGAUCUACUCUAUUUUGGUUUAUUAAAUUUUCUACUUGACUUAAA
This is a messenger RNA of Plutella xylostella (diamondback moth), 784 nucleotides long. RefSeq names its product cuticular protein RR-2 motif 70 (gene CPR70). NCBI's taxonomy places the organism in Eukaryota, Metazoa, Arthropoda, Insecta, Lepidoptera, Plutellidae. The record is from RefSeq and is a predicted model, not a curated record. Gene Ontology annotation, cellular component: extracellular matrix.